Messenger RNA from Serinus canaria (Common canary), 9492 nucleotides. It is a transcript of the gene LIN52, whose product is annotated as lin-52 DREAM MuvB core complex component. The coding region runs from base 77 to 442 and encodes 121 amino acids. Gene Ontology annotation, biological process: regulation of DNA-templated transcription. The record is from RefSeq and is a predicted model, not a curated record. NCBI's taxonomy places the organism in Eukaryota, Metazoa, Chordata, Aves, Passeriformes, Fringillidae. The transcript has 6 exons. Gene Ontology annotation, cellular component: DRM complex.
UGGGGCUCGGGGGCGGGGUUUGUUUUCCGCUCCCGCUCUUCCGCGGCCGCGAGGGCGGUCACGUGAGGCGCGCGCCAUGGCUGCUCCGGCGGACGGCGCCGACCUGGAGGCCUCGCUGCUGAGCUUUGAGAAGCUGGACCGCGCCUCCCCGGACCUGUGGCCCGAGCAGCUGCCCGGGGUUGCCGAGUUCGCCGCCUCCUUCAAAAGCGUGAGUGUGCGCUGCUUUGCCUUUCGCGUUUCCUCCUUCCGCGUAAUACCUAUUACAAGUUCUCCUCCCAAGUGGAUGGCUGAAUUAGAAAAUGAUGAUAUUGAUAUGCUGAAGGAGUUGGGGAGCCUUACUACAGCUAAUCUGAUGGAAAAAGUUCGUGGCCUGCAGAACCUGGCUUAUCAGUUGGGACUGGAUGAAUCAUCUGGGCCUAAAUCUUGUUUUGAGUAUCUCUAAGAACAGGAUCAUCAGCCAGAUUUGCAGCUGAUCUCAUCCACGUCACCUGCAGUAACUAGUGCUGGGCAAACAACGAUUUUUCCAAAUCACAAUGACAGUGUUGCCAACCAUUCCAUGCUGAUGAAUUGACACCUGGCAAUUCCAUCAUCAGCCUAUGCAGUAUGUGAAAAAGGUAAAUUUCAUCUUUGUCACACAGUCUGAAAUCCUGCCCUCCCAAAAGUUCAGUAACUUCUCAUAAACAUUUCUGUAGUACUUCUAAACUAAUAUAAGUUUUUAGAUAUAUACAAUCAAAAGAAAAAGACAGCUUGCAAAUUACUGUUGCAGGAAGUCCACAGCAAUGCAUAUGAGGCCUUAGAACCAGCAGUCACUCAAAAACACCAGAUACAAUCUCUGGUGUAACACUUCAAGCAUUCUCACAUUUGAGUUUCUUCUAAGUAAGAACCUCAGGCAACAAGGGUACUUGUAGUGGGGAAAUAUGUCAUAUUUUUGAGUGAGCUAUCUGAACAUGGCAUACAAACUUCACAGAGCAUGAAAAUAAUCCUCACUUCUUAGUGUUGUACCCCCAUCUUCAUAAAGCAGUCUGUACUGACACUUUUGAAGAAGUCAUUAAAUAAUCUUUAGUAGAAGAUGAUAAUUCAUUAAAAGACAAUUUUUUAGCAGGUUGUCUCUGUAUCUUCAGCCCAGGAAAAUUAUAGUUGGACAGAAACUUCUCAUGGAGCAACAACUCUGAGCUGGAUAAAAAUUAUUUGAAGAACAAAUGCAAAUGUUAUAAACGCAUUUCUUCCCACCACAGAAAUACCAAAACCCACACCCACUCACUCCAACAUGCACAUCCCAGCACAUACAUCAGCCAGGGCCCCAGAUACAUCCAAAAGGUAUUGCAUGUGUGAUGCCAAAUAUACAUUGCCCUGAUAAGAGAUACACCUUGGAAUUUUUAGAAGGCAAGAAAAGAGGAAAAAAAAAGUCUAAAAAGAGAGACAAAGAAAAUCAAGGAUAAGGAAAGGAAAAAGACUGUAUCCUUUUGGUUUUACAUAAUGCUGUGCUUCUUGAAAUCAAACCUAUUCUAGAAACAUGUUGUUUCUGCAAGCCAGUCUUUACACCAGUGCUUUGAGUUUCUUUCAGGAGGAUGUGAAAUGCAAUAUUCUGAACUCAAGUCAUUGUGGCCAAUCAUAAAGUCCACAUAAAGAUAGUUAAAAGGUUAAGUAGCCAGAGAUCUAGACUGAUCCACUUGUUGCAGAAUGUAAUCCACAUUCUACAUAGAAUACAUGCAACAAUGCCAGUUUUAUUUAGAUUUUGCUAGAUUUUCAGCAUGGCAGGAUCUCUUUGCAUCUUGACUUCCUCAUCCACUGAAAGUGCUGGUUUUUAGACUUGACUUUUUCCGACAUGUCUCUUUGAGGAGGAUGACUGACUCCAGGCAGCUGAUGAGUGUACAGAGUAGGCGUUUUCUUGUUGGGUUUGUGUGGUUGACCUCUGCCCUGCCUGCUGAUUCCUAUAAUACAGAUCAGUGACCAGUGAAGCCAGAAUGCUCCCUGCCUGUCUCUGUUAUAGACACCUCAGUAAGGAACAGAAAGGAGGAUGAGGGCUGAGCUUGAAAGCCCUUACUUAAUUGCUAGUAGAAAAAAUGGGUAAUAAGAAUGACCUUGCACCUUAUUUAUUGACCAGAUCUCUGUGAGGACAAAGUACUUGACUUGGUUCUGUAUCACUUGAAAGGCUGGCUCUGUGGCCCAUUGCUGAUGAGUAGGCGUAAUAAUAUAGGGUAAUUAAAUUUUGUACUUGCAGACACUUAUAUGUGAGGGAGGAUUUCCCUCUCAAAAAUAGCAGGCUCUGUUUUCUUCAUAAUCACAGGAUUUUAAGCUAAAUUUGAAGCAGUAGAAAUUUCCCUAUUGCCAUCUUCCACUUGCAGUGACAGCCCAAAAUGCAAGAGGCUUUGUAUGAAAAGGCAGGAAGAGAGCUCACCAGCUACAUGAGAAUGAGGGACGAGACCAGCAGAGCAACACAAAUCGGCACAGGUGCUCAGGCUGACUGGUUUUGUGGCCUUCAGUUUGUUUUCCUCUCUCUGUAGUACAGUAACUUUUUAGUUACAGUUAAUUUUAAUUUAUUUAUAUAUUUAUAUAUAUUGAUUAUCCCAAAUUGCCCUUCAGAGAAAGCAAGAAAGCAAUGGCACCUGUCUGUCUCUUGUACUCUGCAUGGAUCAGCUUGUCACCCUGUCUUAGGUUUUCCCCCCUGGUUUGCACACUGAAGCCAAAUAGCACACGUGAAAACGGGACAAAUUGCUUCUGUUGAGGCCCAUUGUAGGAGGAAUCAGAGUGAGCCCUGAUUUGCAGAAGGGAUCAGUUUGUAAUCAGCUGCACAGGAGGCAAAUGGAUCUGCAGGCUGUGAGUAUCCUUACAGGAUCAGCUGUGAUAUUUUGCUCAAUAUGAUAAUUUUUGAUUUUUGUAAUUAAAAAUUAGGGAAAAUGUUUUCCUGAAAAAUAUUUGGUUGAUGAAAGUUUCUGAAGGAAGUGUCAAGUUGAAAGUUAGGUUGAAAGUUAGAAAGACACUAUGUGUCUUUCUUUACCUUGUUUUAAUAAGACAGCUUGAGCUGGGAUCUCCUACCCACCUCACAACUCAUGUUUUUAAUAAUUUUGUGAGAAUCUUUAGAAUCCUGUCCUGUGAGACCCAGCACAUGUUCCUGUACAUGAGAACUGACAGGAUCUUGUUUACUCACAUGCUCCUUCCCAGCCUGAACUCUGGGGCAGACCCAUGGCAAGGCCUCACUGGAGAAGAGCCCAUGCCAGGUGCAGCAUUUCUCUAAGGGCAGCUCACCGCAAGCCUCAGCAGAGACUCGAGGCAAAUCUUUGCAGUCAGACGUUUGCGUUUGAUGGCGCAUUUCUGCGUGGAAGCGCAAGUACCUGUGUACUGCUGGAGAUGACAGAGGGUAAGACAGUCUAGGGAGUUGAAUUCGGGUUUCCACCAUGCAGGUGGAUGGUGGAGAUAGAGAAAGGAUGGAGAAAGGAUGGAGAAGGCCCAUGUCCCCAGCACCGCAGCCGAUGCCCAGCUACUGGCCCCGUGCCAUGUAGCUGGGGGCCCAGCGCCUGGGUUGCUUUUCUGGCUGUUUCUCGCCAUCCCCCUUCUCCUGCCGGUGCCCGAGCGGCGGCUCCCUGUCCGUCUGCGGCGCAGGGAGUGCUGGCUGCCGCUCGUUAGAAGAAUUCCCCCAAGUCAGCCCUAUGGUACGAGCCGUGUGAAGCGGAAGACAAUUAGGGGCUUAUUAGUGUCCUGGGGAGACGUGUAACUUGUGUUGCUGGGACUUACCAAAACAGCGAGAGUCUUACCGGCAAGCUCCAGCCGAGAAAAGACUGAGGGAUUGUCUCACCUAAUUACGGGGAAUGGGCCUCUUUGUGUUUGUGAUUCGGUACGGUUGUCCGAUCGCUUUUCUCUGGCUGCUGGCUCAGGCCGAGCUGGAAGUGUGCUAAUUAGAAGAGAAAUGGACGUAGUGAUCCUGUCAGCUCUCGUUACCGGCGUGCACAAAGCCGAAUAUUAUUCUGAGGCAGUGUUUUGUGAGUGUCCCUCUUCCAGCUCUCAUUAAGGGCAAGGUUGGUGGACGGAGAGGGGACUUGACCACAUGGGUUGACUAAUGGAGCACAGUUACCGUUACUGUGCUAAUUAACGGGCUCAGGAGGCAAAUGUUUCUCCAACCAGCAGUCCCAGCAGCUGCACCUGGUGCUUCCAAAACCCAACCAUCUCGUGGGCAAGCCAGGGAAACAUUGUGUGGAAGCGGAAAGGGGGUUAGGUAUGAUGCAUCCAUCAGCCAUCCAAAAGUGCAGAACCAGUAAAAUGGUCAUCAGAGAGAUGGAAAGGACAUAAUGCUGCAGUAGCAGCAGGUCAAGCUCCAGCAGUCCCCUCUCCCCACUUAACCUUCACAUAGAGCACAAUGUGUCAGCUUCUGCCCCUGGAAAGUGGGUAGCAAGGAGAGAGCUGAGGAAUUGCCAGGACCUCCAGGUGCCAUCGAAGAAAGAAAUCUCCUAAGAGUUGUUACGAUCAUCACAGCUCUCAAUAUGGCCAGGAAGGGACGGGAAAGCCGGAAAGAUGAGAGGUGACAUGGAGUUGAAUCAGACUAUCCCUCUCUGUGUUGAAGAUGGGAUGCUUAUAGUCUGAGGUGAAAAGCAAGAUGUACAUACAUAUCAGGAUGAUUGUUCUGCUCCAAAAACCAUUUAGGCAACAUUGAAAUGAUGCACAAAAGUUAAUGUAGGUGAAGAUGAUGACCAAAGGAGCCAUAGGAAAUGCUAAAACCAAAAUUGUGCUUUUGUGUCAUUAGCCUGAAACUAAUACAGUGAGAGUAAAGAGAGUGACAGCAGAUAGUGACUUACUACAGAGGGAGUAGAGAGAGACAGAGGACAAAGCAGGAGCCAGAGCAGAUCUGUAGUGUCACAGCAGCUGAGAUGGCCUCAGCAGAAGGGAAGAAUAGCGUGUGCUGGGGAGGCUCAACAGAAGUAGUUUUAUUAACUCGUCACACAGACUUUCAUUUUAAUACAUAGGUGUUUUGUAAACAGAGUAGCUUGCGCAAGUUAAUUGCUGGUUGAUGUUUCCAAAGUUAUGGGCAUGUAUCAGUGAUUAAGUCUGAUUUGGAUGUUAUGAUCAUUCAAAAGGUCCUUUGUAUCUUUGGGCUAAAUGUAGUAAAAUAUACAACCAUGUCUUUAACCUUUUGAUUUGCUUUCUCUCUUUUAACAGUGUAUUCAUUGCAUGCACUCAGGCAUGCUCGGGUACUGUUUUCAGACAUCUUUUGUCCAGGGUUAAAGUUGCAAAAGGUUCCCUCUUUAGUUUCGUAGUUUAUUUUUCCCUGGUGGUGAAGCUGUUCCAGCAGGAGGGUUUAUGUCCUUCCAAAUCUCCAGCAACAGUCUCCUGUCAUUUUGGAUGAAAUUUGAACUCUGCCUUGUGCUUGUGCCUCCUUAUUUUUUCUGUCUCCAAUAUCUGUGAACCAAACAAGGAUCCUUUUGCCAUAGCAGCAUGUUCCCUAUGUCCAAGCCCUGUAGUCCUGCAGAGCUGUAAAAGCCUUUCCCUUUUAACUGGGGUUCAUUUCCUACUGGCUGUUGUGAUGGCUUGAAUCUUAGGAGUCUUGAUCUUAGAAGCCUGAUCUCCAAAGAGGGCUUGAGAAGUAUCUUCUCUGCAAAGAGGUUUAUUCUAGAAGGAGGAGAUGUAUAAUCCUCUUAUUAAAACACAGAGAGGAAAGGAGAAAAGCUUUAUUGCUCCUGCCUUACCCCAGUGAGCUGGCAGCUUUUAUGCUGCCUCAUGAAUAGAAAGAGGCAAAAGUCUGAACACAAGCACUUUACCUGAGCUCAGGCACUCUCCUGGAUACUCAGUGAAACCCAGGCUGCACUGCUUUUCAGUGUCACAGCAGGACAGUUUCUGAAAAGGGACAACAACUGCCUGUUACACCAUGUGGCCACUUCAGUCUUGGUCUAAGGAGGAGUCACUGGCAGAAAACGAAAGACCAUCAUACCCAUCUCCAUUUUUGUGCUUUGGAAGCUCAGUAGUCAAGUGGCCUCCUUGUGUAAAGGUUGUGACACUUCCCAUGUCAGGCCUUCUUCAAGAAAUUGGGCUUUACUGGCAGACAUCAGGAGAAAAGACACUGCUGGUUUUGUCAAUUUAUCUCUGUUUCUUUGCCCAAGGAAGAAUUGGUAUCCCUGCUUGUAACAUCUCUAUCUGACUGGCUUGCCAUCUUCGUGUAUGGAUAAUAUCGUGUCAAAUUUCUGACUUCCAAAUGCAAAUAAGGAUCCACUGACCAUAAAAUAUUGUUGGUUUUAUGUCCUUGUGAGGAUGGCAUUCUGAUAAAGAGCAUCCAUCAUACAGAUUAGCAGUACUCAAGAACGUUGUGAAGAGAGGUGAAAAUAUGCAGAUGGAGGGAAAGGGUGCAAUGGCUUCUUGUGGCCUUCACCGAGACCUCCUGGCCUUCAUGUAACACUCACUGGUUGUAUGGUACCUGACCCGUGGGCUGGAGUAGUGAUUGAAGGACAUCUCUUCAGCAGUUUGAGUUCUCAAGUACACUACCAAAGUACUUCAAUUCAUGGUUACCUCAGCAAGUAUCAGAACUCUAUUGUGCUGUGCAUCAUGGAAACACAUAAUUAGGUGAACGUUUCGGUCCUCAAGAGGUUAUGAGAAGAUGAAACCAUAAAAGGAUGGGAGAAGAAAAGGAGACAUCAGGAUGUAAAGAGUCUUGUUGGAGGUUAUCCAGCACAGUUCAAACCCUGUAACUUCUUAGCCACAGUUGAGUGGCCCUUCCACUGCUUCCCAUCUACUUUGUUGUCUCAUUAUAUAGAUGUGGGUUUUAAAGUAAGUAAAUAAAUUAAAACUCAAAUGCCUAAGCAACCAACAGGUGUAAGAAAUUUAAAUAACAAUAAAUUAUGGUACAAUACCAGACAUUUAAUUUUUUUUUCAAGACCUGUAAGAACUAUUCUAUGAAUUUAAAUUUGAGUGACUUUAUGCAGUGUUAAAGAUUUGAGAAUUUAAAAAUAGAACUCUAGAAAUGAAGGUUUCUCACAGCACUGUUAACUGCCACAGUGUGCAUGGUGUACACACAUAUUUAGGAGAAAGCUAUGAGCUUUACAGAGACCCUACAAAUAAUCAUAACACCUUCACUGAUGUAGAACACUUAUUCUGACUUUGCUGAGCCUUUUACACUCAGGCACAGAGGGUGUAAGUGCUACUUUGCAGAUUUCAUGUAAUUCCACACUUGCUCAGACAAGCCAAGGCAGGAAAAAUGUAAUUUUCCUAAUUUUCCAUGUUGAAAAUCUUGCUAUUGGUCUGAUGAUCUGUGGAUCUGAUCCUGCCUUCCCACAGAACAUUAUUAAAAUGAUCACUGCAGCUCUCUAGGGAGCAUAAAACUAUUUUCUCUAACAAAAGAGAGAUAAUUUUUCUCAUUCACUUCAAUAAUUUGGAGAGGGAGGAAUUUGCUACAAUAGAUAUUAGUGUACCCCAUUUGUGUAUGCAUCUGGGUAAGGCUUACAGGAAUUUUAUUAGCAAGUAUCAAAAUAUUUAUUAUCAAGUUUUUUUGGAGGGAGAGAACUGUGUAAAAAAAGUGAUAUGGAAGACUGAAAGAACAAUACAGGCAAGUGAGAAGGAGGGACUCAGGAAAAGGAACUUAGGGGAUAGGAGACCAAGACGGGUAAAAAAGUACAUUUUGAAAGACAGCAGGGCAUGGGCAGGAGGUUGGAGCAAAUGCAAAGGAAAGAAGGAGGCAGACUGUUACAAAUGCAGUGUAAGAAGAAGAAUAGUGAAAAAAAUCGUAACACAAGGGAAGAAAAUAGGAAGAGGUGGUGGUUUUCAGCAAGAAGGAGGUCAGAGAAAAGCAGAAGUUUCAUGAUCAGUGGCACCAGCCAAGGAAGUGUGGUUUUCCUUGUGGAUGUGUCUCUCAAGACUGCAUCGUGUGUGGAUUCUCUGGUGCCUUAUGGGAGGUAUGCUCACACUUCAGCAAGAGCAGUCAUUGGAUUUCUUUCUUAGACAAUUAAUGUAAUAAAAUGUACAGAAAUGAAUAGAAAAUGCAUUUUCUACCUGGAAAGUUGUCUGAAAUUAGCCUACAGGUUCAAAAGUCAUUGGGGCACCCAUGUACACCUGUGGAUGGAUGCUAAGAUUAGAUGAUUAAUAGCUGAAAUUGCAAAUGGACAGAGUGAGUGGUAGAGAAUGGGAAAACAUUAGGAAAAUGGGGAUUUAUGUCUGCUGUUAAUGCAUUUAAUUUGCUUUACUGCCAUUUCCUUUCCUGGUUUUACAAUUUCUAAAAAAUGAACAAGGAUCUGUUUAAAGCCCUCCUCCCAGAUCAGGCUGACUUCACUGUAUCCACACUGGUUGUUUCUGGGGAGAAAAAUCUCUUACAGCAGUUUUGUCUCCAGCAUCAAACAAAAGUUUCUAGGAGCUGCCCUACCAGCUACACCAUCAGAACCUGCCUGGAACCUCACUGAAAGCAUAUGUGGGACAAAGAUACUGCAAAAGCCUUCUGGUCUUUCCAUACUGGGGUGAAUUGCAGCUCUAUGACUCAAACACUUUAGUUGUUUUUCUGCUGUGCUACACAGCUAAUUCCUAUCUCAUUGGUUCCUGGUGUAGUUAUUCUCACCUUGUGCUUUCUAGGGACCUCCUUGUGACUGUAUACUGUGGUUUGGACAAUACUUGUAUUUUUACUGGCAUGCCAUUUUAUUUUCAGUUGCUCUAUCCCUCUUGUCCUUUCAGUCUCUUAACAAAAUUUCCAAAUUUUCAGGCAGAAGGUGUCAUGUCAAAAGGUGUUAAAUAGGACAGAGCUCACUGCUGAUCUCUGGGAGGGAGAUCUCCCCCUCUAGCACAAUACCUUUUAAUGCAUCAUUAUCCUUUAUUUGUGGGUCUCCAGCCAAUUUUUCAUUCCAUCUAGUGGUGUAGUCAAACCCAUUUGCAUUAAUUUUGAGUAGGAUUUAUGUAUCAAAUCUUUACUAAAAUCUAAAUGUAUCAAAUCCAUUGUGUUCCCAUCAUCCACUAAUUUUGUAAUUCUAUUUUAAAAAGCAAUCACGUUUCUCCAGCACAGUUUAUUCUUUAGAAAUCCCUAGUACAAAAGCUUGUUUUCUUAUCUCUGGGUGGCUAGCAAUUUUUUCGCCAUUUUUUAAAAUUCUGUUAUUUUACUAGCGAUAGAUAUUCCUAGGAACUCCAAAUUUAUUUGGUUUUUGUUUUGUUUUAAUGAUCAAUAGCACAGUUCCUUUUCCCUAGGCAGCUUCCUAGUUUUUGUAACUUAACAAAACUAUUGUCCAUGACAAAAAAGUAACAUUUGUCAUUUUCCUUGCAGCAAGUGGAGGGAUGUCUCUUUUGUCCUGAACACUUGAGUGUACAGGCAGGGUGUUAUAUAGCUGAGGAGCCAAAUGUGCUGUCAGUGAAACAAACGUGUGGAAAUCAUUGACAUCUUAAGUGAAUCCAGUCAGGCUUUUUGCCUGGUAAUAUCCAUUCUGGUCAAUUGUUAUUGCCUACUGAAGAAGUAUCAGGAGGGCAUUUGUACAUUAUUUUAUUAUAAUGUUUGUAAAAGUCUUAAACUAAGAUGAAAUAAAAAUAGCAUCCAAAUAAGCUACA